Molecule: messenger RNA, 1494 nt
Organism: Chara braunii
Lineage: Eukaryota; Viridiplantae; Streptophyta; Charophyceae; Charales; Characeae
Source: the annotation of a GenBank genome assembly
UAGGGAAAUUAUCGAUAUUUGGAGAGAGUAGGACCUGGAUGCUCACCUAGACGAGGAGCCGGGAGGAGAGAGCGGACACAGUAGCAGAUACGGAGGAGGAGGGUGCGCUUGUACGGGUAUCGGGAGACCGAAGUCACGAGAAAGAAAUAGGAGGAGUGAUACUGAUCGACGACGAAGAUGUACUUGACCACGGGACCGUCAGGAGGUGGCGGACAAGGGGUCGCGAACGGCCAACAAAUCAGGAAUGGACAAACAUAUGGGGCGGCAACUGGAUACGCAGGAGGGGGUGGGAGGAUGGGAGGAGGGAAUAAUGCGUGUCUCAACUGCGGUAAACUAGGACACAUGGCGCGAGAUUGUUGGUCGAGGCCAGGGAGAAAUACGGGCGGAAUGCAAGCGGACCUGGAGUUGGAGGAGAUGAAGGAGCAGUUUAGGUUGGCUCGUAAAGAAAGACUGGAACAGGAGGAGAAGAAGAAAAAGGAAGAAGAGAAGAGGAUUAGAGAGGAGGAGGAGAUUAUGAGGAAUUUAGACUUUGCACGGAAAGCUGAGGAGUUUAAACUCCAGCUCCGAGCCGAACUUCUUGACGAAUGGAGGAAGAACCAGGCGAAUGCGGUGAAAUCAACGGAGAAUAUUGGAAAAUCCGCGAAGAAAACAAGAAAAAAGAAAAAGAAGAGACACCUGACGGAACAUGGCGGACAGAAGAAGCGGAGAACUCGAAGGAAAAGGAGAAGUAGCGAUUCUAGCGAGGACUCGGAAUCGUCGUGCUCGGCGAACGACGAGUCGAUCACGUCGGAAGAUUCAUCAGGAUCGGAUACGAGCGGGAAGAUCACACGAAACAAAGAGCGCAUGAAGCGGGGGACAGGGAACAAGAGGACAAAGGCCAAGACGAAGAAUAGCAAGGGCAAGGGCAGGAUUGAGGAGAUGCGUACACCUAUUAGGAUGUACAAGAAGGGGGAAAGUUCCAGGGCUCGGAAACAACCACAAGCGAUGGAAGAGGAGAUGCCGGGGGUGAAAUCUCCCGAUGAAGUGGAGCCUAAGACGCCCUUGACAGGAGGUUAUAAGGGGCUGGCGGUCGGGUGUUCGCAGAAAGGCUUGAUUGAGUUCUGCAUAUCGGCUCACAAGAUCUAUUCGGCAAAAAAGGCAGACAAACUCAGGAAGAUAUGCGAAAGAAAGGUAUCAAGUACACCAAGAAGCCGAAGAUCAUGGAGAUUCUAGCUAGGCACCAGGUACAACUAGCGUAUGAUGGUUUCGACGACGCACUGGCUAACGAGAAAGACACCAUGAAGACAAAGGCAUCAGGGACGCCAAAGAAAGAGUUCAUGAAGGAUAGGAUUUCCAUGGAGAGACUGGCAAAGAGGCAAGAACCGACCAUUAUUAGAUCGGAUCCCGUACAGCCAACGGAGGAAUCAGACUGAAGGUUAACGACACCAUCAAACGCCGAGCUCUGGGAGGAGCUCAGCCGGUGGCUGGACUGGAGGAUAAAGCUGAGGGAACAGG